AUGAAUCUCCAAACAAAUAGUAGUAGUAGUAGUAAUAUCUCUACAAAUGUUACACAAGUCAUUACAAUUGAUGGAAUGGGUCAAAUAUCACCCAUGAGUGCUUCAGACUUUGAUGUUUUGCUUUUAACUCACGAGCAUGUACAACAAACUGCUCUUGCUCUUGCAUUAAUAUUUUCUCAAGAAGAGCCUUUGGCUAUUGGAACUUCCACAAGCCCACCUGCUUAUUUUCCAUACGCUUAUGACUAUUGCAAAAGAUGUGCUGAGGGUGGCUUGUCACACAUCGCUAUUGACAAAUCUUCUAACAUGGUUGUUGGAUUUCAUCUGUGCUCUGAUGCAGAUGAGUGGGUUGAACCACAUUCCAAUGACGAGGGUAUUCUACUUCAUUUGCGCCUAUUAGAUGAUUUACAUGCAAUUUAUGAAGAAAGUCAGCAAAACAAUCAUCACGGAAAAGGAACAGCCUGUGAUGGUGGAAAGAAAAUCUUUAAGAUUUGCUCAGCAGGUACUUAUGCAUUUGCCAGACGAGUAGGGCUGGCAAAGAGGAUGUUUAAUGAGGCCUUACAAUUGGCAAAAGAAAAGAAAUAUGACUGUAUGAUGGUCGAAUGCACUGGUUUUGCUUCUCAAGCUUUAUACGCAAAAAUUGGUUUCAAAGAAAUUGCACGUGUUAAUUACGAAGAAUAUGAAGUAGUUGAUUAUUUACCAAACAAAGUCAACGGAGGAAUCAUUGAGAGACGAAGAAGGCCAUUUAAGACUAUUCCAACCUCUGUUGGUACAUUUAUCAAUCUCAUGGUCAUGGAUCUCUAA
Messenger RNA from Naegleria fowleri, 801 nucleotides. RefSeq lists its product as uncharacterized. Lineage: Eukaryota; Heterolobosea; Eutetramitea; Acrasida; Naegleriidae. Gene Ontology annotation, molecular function: N-acetyltransferase activity. The record is from RefSeq and is a predicted model, not a curated record. The transcript has a single exon. The coding region runs from base 1 to 801 and encodes 266 amino acids.